Molecule: messenger RNA, 883 nt
Organism: Magnolia sinica
Lineage: Eukaryota; Viridiplantae; Streptophyta; Magnoliopsida; Magnoliales; Magnoliaceae
Product: large ribosomal subunit protein bL17c
Exons: 2
Biological process (GO): translation
Cellular component (GO): cytosolic large ribosomal subunit; ribosome
Molecular function (GO): structural constituent of ribosome
Source: RefSeq, a predicted model, not a curated record
UUGAGAACUUUUAACAUGGGCCAUAAUCCAAGAUGGCUGUAUUCCCUCUUCAAGGACCAGCAGGGGCAAAAAGGGAAUAAAGAAAAUACCACGACAGCCAAACGGGGCUUAUCCAUACAGAAAACCAAAUCCAGGAUAAGCAAAAACCCUCUUCUGAGCUCUCUCUCUCUCUCUCUCUCUCUGUAAAUGGCGUCGUGUGUACCGACAGUGUCAAUCGCAGGAGCAUGGAACAUGGCUUCCCUUCGAUCCGCACUUCCUUCCAAUCCAACCCCUUCUUCUCUUCGAUUCUCAACCUCUUCAUCUUCCCGCCUGAAUUCCGUCCGUCUCAGUAGACCGGAGUGUCUUCGGUCCUUCUCCGGCCUCGCUCCUCACAAUCCCCUUCUCUCCAUCUCUUCUGAUUACGGCAACUUUGAUCAUACUUUCACCAUCAUUGACAAUGGAGGGAGGGUCUUUGCCAUGAGACAUGGGAGACGAGUGCCAAAACUCAACAGGCCUCCGGAUCAGCGCCGAGCACUACUCCGGGGCCUGACGACUCAGCUCCUGAAGUACGGUAGGAUCAAAACUACCAGGGCCAGGGCUCGUGCUAUGAGGAAAUAUGUUGACAAAAUGAUCACGUUGGCAAAGGAUGGGUCUCUUCAUAAAAGGAGGCAGGCCUUGGGAUUCAUUUAUGAAAAGCAGAUCGUCCAUGCCCUGUUUGCAGAGGUUCCAGACAGGUAUGGGGAGAGGAAUGGAGGAUAUACAAGAAUCAUCAGAACACUGCCAAGGCGAGGGGACAACGCACCGAUGGCCUAUAUUGAGCUUGUCUAGAGUAUUGUACACACUUAUGUUGAAAUUCAUUCUAAUAAUUAUUCAUGAAAUCGAGGUCUUUCAAGGUUGCAGACAA